Morus notabilis is the source of this 797-nucleotide messenger RNA. RefSeq names its product (R)-specific enoyl-CoA hydratase. Bases 178 to 669 code for a protein of 163 amino acids. The transcript has 4 exons. The record is from RefSeq and is a predicted model, not a curated record. NCBI's taxonomy places the organism in Eukaryota, Viridiplantae, Streptophyta, Magnoliopsida, Rosales, Moraceae.
GAAAAAACGAAAUUAUCAAAAAAAAAAAAAAAGAAAAAGAAAAAACGAGGGCGACAAUCAUUUCAUUUGAAGCUGCAGGCAAUUAAGAAGAAAAGCGAGGGCUGUAAAGUGUCACGGGUUUGAAGCUCACAUUGAAGAAGUCAAGGAUUUAAGAUUGUUGUCGAAGUCUUUGCAACUAUGCUCAUCAGGAAUUUACUCUCCUCAAGUCACAUUCCCUCUUUGAGAUGCUUUUCGUCAUCGGCGCCUUGUUUGCUUAAAGUUGGCGACACACUGAAGCAAACGAGAACGUUUGCAGACGAAGAUUUGAUGGAAUAUGCUAAGGUUACUUAUGACUCUAACCCUAUACAUUUCGAUUCUGAGGCCGCUCGAAAUGCUGGAUUUGAAGACAGACUGGUUCAUGGAACGCUCGUUGCUUCCAUGAUUCCUCAUAUUAUAUCUUCUCAUUUUCCGGGAGCUGUAUAUCUUUCUCAGAGCGUGCAUUUCAAGUUACCGGUUUAUAUUGGAGAAGAGAUUGCUGCUGAGAUGGAAGCUAUUAAUAUAAGAGCAAACAAGAAGAGAUACAUAGCAAAACUCAAGAUCAGGUGCUUCAAGAAUGGUGAGCUUCUUGUCCUUGAUGGUGAGGCUAUGGCUAUCUUACCUUCACUGGUUGUGGAACAAGUGCAUCGUUAGGGACGAUGAAUAAGACGGUUCAAGGGUAACUGCAAUUCACUACCGAGCAUUUCAGCUCGCGAGCAUCAUCAGUUGAUACUCUUGAUUCUUUUCUUUUCUUUUUUUUUUUGGGAAUUUGAGACGUCUAG